Phodopus roborovskii (desert hamster) is the source of this 1845-nucleotide messenger RNA. It is a transcript of the gene Tpst2, whose product is annotated as tyrosylprotein sulfotransferase 2. Gene Ontology annotation, biological process: peptidyl-tyrosine sulfation. Gene Ontology annotation, molecular function: protein-tyrosine sulfotransferase activity. The record is from RefSeq and is a predicted model, not a curated record. The transcript is spliced from 7 exons. Gene Ontology annotation, cellular component: Golgi apparatus. Lineage: Eukaryota; Metazoa; Chordata; Mammalia; Rodentia; Cricetidae. Bases 190 to 1362 code for a protein of 390 amino acids.
AGGCCCCGCCCCUCCCCUCGCGGCGCCUCCCUGGCGGCCGGCAGGGAGCCGGAGUCUGCGCGGGCGCGGGCGCCGAUUUGGGCACGGACUGUGGGGAGAGGAAGCCCUGCUGAGCAGGCUGGAGGACUGGUGCUUGGAAAUGACGGAGCCCAGGGGAGAUGCACACCAGGUGGACCUCCUGACCCGUCCAUGAGGCGGGGCCCCUGCCUGGGCCUGUGCCCCUGGCUGGGCAUGCGCCUGUCCUUGCGUAAGGUGUUGCUGGCUGCUGGCUGCGCACUGGCCCUGGUGCUGGCUCUGCAGCUCGGGCAGCAAGUGUUGGAGUGCCGGGCUGUGCUCGGGGGCAAGCGGAGCCCACGGAGAAUGCGGCCAGAGCAGGAGGAGCUGGUGAUGCUUGGCGCCGACCAAGUGGAGUACCGCUACGGCAAGGCCAUGCCGCUCAUCUUUGUGGGCGGCGUGCCUCGCAGCGGCACCACCCUCAUGCGCGCCAUGCUGGACGCACACCCCGAGGUGCGCUGCGGGGAGGAGACGCGCAUCAUCCCUCGCGUGCUGGCCAUGCGGCAGGCCUGGUCAAAGUCUGGCCGGGAGAAGCUGCGGCUGGACGAGGCAGGCGUGACGGAUGAGGUGCUGGACGCCGCCAUGCAGGCCUUCAUCCUGGAGGUGAUUGCCAAACACGGCGAGCCAGCACGUGUGCUGUGUAACAAGGACCCCUUCACGCUCAAGUCCUCCGUCUACCUGGCACGCCUGUUCCCCAACUCCAAAUUCCUGCUAAUGGUGCGCGACGGCCGGGCCUCCGUGCACUCGAUGAUCACUCGCAAGGUCACCAUCGCGGGCUUUGACCUGAGUAGCUACCGAGACUGCCUGACUAAGUGGAACAAGGCCAUCGAGGUUAUGUAUACACAGUGCAUGGAGGUGGGCAGGGACAAGUGCCUGCCUGUGUACUACGAACAGCUGGUGCUGCACCCCCGACGCUCGCUCAAGCGCAUCCUGGACUUCCUGGGCAUCGCCUGGAGUGACACAGUCCUGCACCACGAGGACCUGAUUGGCAAGCCUGGGGGCGUCUCCUUGUCCAAGAUCGAGCGGUCCACGGACCAGGUCAUCAAACCCGUGAACUUGGAAGCACUCUCCAAGUGGACCGGCCACAUCCCGGGCGACGUGGUGAGGGACAUGGCGCAGAUUGCCCCCAUGCUGGCUCGGCUCGGCUAUGACCCAUAUGCAAACCCUCCCAACUAUGGGAACCCUGACCCGAUUGUCAUCAACAACACACACCGGGUCUUGAAAGGAGACUAUAAAACGCCAGCCAAUCUGAAAGGAUAUUUUCAGGUGAACCAGAACAGCACCUCCCCGCAUCUGGGAAGUUCGUGAUUUCCGGGGCUCAGAUGCCUGAGUUGACGUCGUGUGUACACGGAGGCCAGACGAACCCAAGCACAUGGAUUGCUUCCUCUCAGUGGUGCCAUUGGUCCACAGAGGUGGGUGGAGCCUUCGUCUCCGUGGAAACGGACUCAGAAACUCUGCCUUCGGAUGCUUCAGGGUGGACGUGGAGGAGCAGACUACUUCAGCUUCAGAAACUUAGGAAUUUUCUAUUUUUUCCUCCUUGAGAACUUUUUUAAAAAGAAUUGAAUUUGCUACCUUCCCUGAUGGACAAGCCCCCUCGGUGGCCUCAUUUCCCGGGACAAGACCCGUCCGUGCGUGACAGGUCCCUCCCGUUGACUUGGACUCUGAACUCAAAGGAUUUAUUUAAGAGUUUAAUAUAUGGGCUUUCCUCCAUCCCGUAGUCCUACUCAGUUUCACAGAGAAAAGGAAUCAAUUAUUUGAAUAAAGUAAACAGGCUGCUGUCUGUGCCUUACU